UUCCCCUGUUUUCAGGCAGAAAAAAUCUCUUUUCUUUCUCUGCAAGUUUUUCCGUAAUUUCAACACUUCAGAAAGUGACCAGAAUGACUUUUUGUUGUCUGCAUGUUACUUGAUCAUGACAAAAGAUAAAACCCCUGUUUGGGUAUUUCUUCCUGAAGAAGUUUUGGGUUUCUAUCUUCUUCUUCUUUUUUUCUUAAUAUGCCAGCAAAUCGAUUAGAGAUGGUUCUCUGUUUUCUAUUGUUUGGGUGUUGAGAGACACUGCAUAAGUACUAGGGUUUGAUCAGAAUAAACAAUAAUUUCUGCGAAAGAAGGAAAAAGGGACAGCACUCAGCUCAAGUGGGUUGUUUUUCUUUCUUUCUAUUUUCAGUUUUCUUGGGAAUCGGACAGAGGUUUAGGGUUUGGGUUCACCCAGACGAGGUUCUGGGGAUUAAGUUUGAGUGGAACCCUUGGUAAGAUUAAAAGAUGUCGCUCAGAAGAGGGGGUUCUGAACAGCUGCCUCGGCUAACGCGUACUCAGACUGCUGGGAAUCCGGGAGAGACGUUGGACAGCGAGGUGGUUCCUUCCUCACUGGUUGAUAUUGCUCCUAUUCUUCGUGUUGCCAACCAAGUUGAGGCUAGCAAUCCAAGAGUUGCUUAUCUUUGUCGUUUCUAUGCCUUUGAGAAAGCUCACCGACUAGAUCCCACAUCUAGUGGACGUGGUGUUCGUCAAUUCAAAACUGCACUUCUACAGCGACUAGAAAAAGAAAAUGAAACAACAUUGAGCGGAAGGACAAUGAGUGAUGCUCGUGAAAUGCAAAAGUUUUAUCAAGAUUACUACAAAAAAUAUAUUCAAGCGCUGCAAACCGAUAAAGCUGACCGUGCUCGUCUUACAAAAGCAUAUCAAACAGCUGCUGUCCUAUUUGAGGUUCUAAAGGCUGUCAACCAGACAGAGGCUGUAGAAGUUGCCGAUGAGAUUUUGGAAGCUCACACCAAAGUUGCAGAAAAGACACAGAUAUAUGUACCUUAUAACAUUCUUCCGCUGGAUCCUGACAGUCAAGAUCAGGCUAUUAUGAGAUAUCCAGAGAUACAAGCUGCUGUUCUUGCUCUUCGUAAUACUAGGGGUUUACCUUGGCCAAAAGGCUACAAGAAGAAAGUAAAUGAAGAUAUCCUAGACUGGCUCCAGGCUAUGUUUGGUUUUCAGAAGGAUAAUGUGGCUAAUCAAAGAGAGCACUUGAUUCUGCUGCUUGCUAAUGUGCACAUACGUCAGUUUCCAAAGCCUGAUCAGCAACAACCUAAGUUGGAUGAUCGUGCUUUAACAGAUGUGAUGAAGAAGCUUUUUAGAAACUACAAAAAGUGGUGCAAGUACUUGGGCCGGAAAAGUAGCUUGUGGUUGCCAACCAUUCAACAAGAGGUGCAGCAGAGGAAAUUACUGUACAUGGGUCUAUAUCUUCUUAUAUGGGGUGAAGCAGCAAACUUGAGAUUCAUGCCAGAAUGCCUCUGCUAUAUUUAUCACCAUAUGGCUUUUGAACUGUAUGGAAUGCUUGCUGGGAGUGUCAGUCCAAUGACAGGUGAGCAUGUAAAGCCAGCCUAUGGUGGUGAAGAUGAGGCUUUCUUAAGGAAAGUAGUGAAGCCAAUAUAUGACACAAUAGCAAAGGAAGCUAAAAGGAGCAGGGAAGGAAGGGCCAAACAUUCCCAAUGGAGAAAUUAUGACGAUUUAAAUGAAUACUUUUGGUCAGUUGAUUGUUUUCGACUGGGUUGGCCUAUGCGUGCUGAUGCUGAUUUUUUUUGCCUGCUGCCAGAGGAGCUUUUGUCAGACAAUGUUGAGGAAAAGAAACCGGUUAUUGGGGAUCGAUGGAUUGGAAAAAUUAAUUUUGUCGAAAUUCGCUCUUUUUGGCAUAUCUUCCGAAGUUUUGAUAGGAUGUGGAGCUUUUAUAUUUUGUGUUUACAGGCAAUGAUCAUUAUUGCUUCGAAUGGAUCGGGGAAAUUAAGUUCCAUAUUUGAGGGUGACGUUUUCAAGCAAGUUUUGAGCAUAUUCAUAACUGCAGCAAUAUUGAAGUUUGCACAAGCUGUCCUUGAUAUAAUUUUGAGCUGGAAAUCCUUGCGUAGCAUGUCAAAUCAUGUCAAGCUAAGAUAUAUUUUGAAGGUUGUUUCUGCUGCAGCAUGGGUUGUAAUUCUGCCAGUAACUUACGCGUAUAGUUGGAAGAAUCCUACUGGAUUUGCACAGGCCAUUAAGAGUUGGUUUGGCAAUAGUCCAAGUUCACCUUCGUUGUUCAUUGGGGCCGUUCUUAUCUACUUGUCUCCAAACAUUCUAUCUGCAACUUUGUUUUUGUUCCCAUUCAUACGCCGCUUUCUUGAGAGGUCAAAUAAUAGGAUUGUGAUGCUCGUAAUGUGGUGGUCUCAGCCUCGCCUUUAUGUUGGACGAGGGAUGCAUGAGAGCUCCAUGUCACUACUCAAGUACACUUUUUUUUGGGUUCUCCUGAUGGCCUCAAAAUUAGCAUUCAGCUAUUAUGUAGAGAUUAAGCCACUUGUGGGUCCAACAAAGGUUGUCAUGAAAGUUCACAUAAAUUCUUAUCAAUGGCAUGAGUUCUUCCCCCAAGCUAAGAACAACAUUGGAGUUGUGAUUGUACUCUGGGCCCCUGUUAUUCUGGUUUAUUUUAUGGAUACUCAAAUUUGGUAUGCUAUCUACUCAACCAUAUUUGGAGGUAUAUAUGGUGCUUUCCGUCGUCUUGGAGAGAUUCGAACAUUGGUGCUGCUGAGGUCUAGAUUUCAAUCAUUACCAGGUGCUUUUAAUGCCGGCUUGAUUCCAGCAGAAACUAAUGAGAAGCCAAAGAAGAAGGGAUUGAUAGCCACCUUUUCCCGUAAAUUUUCUGAUACCUCACCUAAUAAAGAGAAGGAGGAAGCACGGUUUGCUCAAAUGUGGAACAAAAUCAUCACCAGCUUCAGAGACGAGGAUCUGAUUAAUUACAAGGAAAUGGACCUGCUGCUUGUCCCAUACUGGGCUGACAGUGAUUUGGACCUCAUUCAGUGGCCUCCGUUUCUGUUAGCUAGCAAGAUCCCAAUAGCAUUGGAUAUGGCAAAAGACAGCAGGGGAAAAGACCGUGAUCUGAAAAAGAGAUUGGCAGUAGACAAUUAUAUGCUCUGUGCAGUUUGUGAGUGUUAUUCUUCGUGUAAAAAUAUCAUCAAUUUCUUGGUUCUUGGAGAACGUGAAAAAGAGGUUAUUAAUGAUAUUUUCAAGAAAGUUGAUGAACAUAUAAAGAAUGGAACUUUGAUUAAAGAACUGACUAUGAGUGCCCUUCCCAGCCUUUAUGAACAGUUUGUAGAGUUAAUCAAUUACUUGUUGGCCAAUAAGAAAGAGGAUAAGGAUCAAGUUGUCAUUGUUUUUCUCAACAUGCUGGAGAUUGUAACCAGGGACAUUAUGGAGGAUGAGCUUCCAAGUUUACUUGAUUCAAGUCAUGGUGGAUCUUAUGGACAGCAUGAGAGGUUGACUCCCCUUGACCAACAGUAUCAGUUUUUCGGUCGGCUAAACUUUCCAGUUAUGCCUGAAACAGAGGCUUGGAAAGAAAAGAUCAGAAGGCUCCAUCUGUUGCUUACAGUGAAGGACUCUGCUAUGGAUGUGCCAGCUAACCUAGAAGCUAGAAGACGCAUUUCUUUCUUCUCCAAUUCUUUGUUCAUGGAAAUGCCUACUGCACCCAAAGUCCGAAAUAUGCUUUCCUUCUCAGUCCUAACUCCUUACCACUCAGAAACAGUUCUUUACUCCAUCAAUCACCUAGAAGAGCCGAAUGAAGAUGGGGUUUCUAUCCUAUUUUACUUGCAAAAGAUCUUUCCAGAUGAAUGGACGAACUUUCUUGAACGAGUUGAAUGUGCUAGCGAAGAACAGCUUCGAGCAACGGAAGAACUGGAGGAAGAAUUGCGUUUAUGGGCUUCAUAUAGAGGCCAAACAUUGACUAAAACUGUUCGAGGGAUGAUGUAUUAUCGGAAAGCAUUGGAGCUUCAGGCUUUCCUUGAUAUGGCAAACAAUGAAGAUUUAAUGAAAGGCUACAAGUCCAUUGAAUUGAAUAGUGAGCAACAAUCGAAGGGUGAAAGGUCAUUGUUGGUUCAGUGCCAGGCGAUAGCUGAUAUGAAAUUUACCUAUGUGGUAUCCUGCCAGCAAUAUGGAAUUCAUAAACGAUCUGGUGAUCGUCGUGCUGCAGAUAUAUUGAAGCUUAUGACAACGUACCCAUCUCUUCGCGUUGCUUACAUUGAUGAAGUAGAAGAAACUAGUAAAGAUAAAACCAAAAGGACAAUUGAGAAAGUUUAUUAUUCAGCUCUUGUCAAGGCUCCUCUACCAACCAAGCCUAUUGAUUCUUCUGAGCCAGUUCAAAAUUUGGAUCAGGUUAUCUAUCGAAUAAAGCUUCCUGGACCUGCAAUUUUGGGCGGGGGGAAGCCAGAAAAUCAAAAUCAUGCCAUAAUUUUCACCCGCGGAGAAGGCCUGCAAACAAUAGAUAUGAAUCAGGAUAACUACAUGGAAGAAGCCUUGAAAAUGAGAAACUUGCUGCAAGAAUUUCUUACCAAGCAUGAUGGCGUGAGAUAUCCAACCAUACUUGGACUUAGAGAGCAUAUAUUCACUGGCAGUGUUUCAUCCCUUGCAUGGUUUAUGUCAAAUCAGGAGACUAGUUUUGUAACAAUUGGGCAGAGAUUAUUGGCCAGCCCUUUGAAAGUUCGGUUCCACUAUGGUCAUCCGGAUGUAUUUGAUAGACUGUUUCAUCUGACUAGAGGUGGUGUCAGCAAAGCUUCUAAAGUCAUCAAUUUGAGCGAGGACAUAUUUGCAGGUAUUAAUUCCACAUUACGCGAAGGAAAUGUCACUCAUCAUGAAUAUAUACAAGUUGGUAAGGGGAGGGAUGUGGGCCUUAACCAGAUAUCUAUGUUUGAGGCAAAGAUAGCUAAUGGGAAUGGUGAGCAGACAUUGAGCCGCGACAUAUAUCGUCUUGGGCAUCGGUUUGAUUUUUUCCGGAUGCUGUCCUGUUAUUUCACUACAAUUGGCUUCUAUUUUAGCACCUUGUUAACUGUCCUCACAGUCUAUCUGUUUCUUUAUGGCCGCCUUUAUCUCGUCCUUAGUGGUCUUGAAAAAGGAUUACGUACUCAGCCAGCAAUUCGAGAUAAUCAAUCUCUUCAAGUGGCUAUUGCUUCUCAGUCCUUAGUUCAAAUUGGGGUUUUGAUGGCCUUGCCUAUGAUGAUGGAAAUCGGUUUAGAAAAGGGCUUCCGUACUGCAUUAAGUGAUUUUGUAUUGAUGCAAUUACAGUUAGCGUUUGUAUUUUUCACAUUUUCUCUUGGAACAAAGACACACUAUUAUGGGAGGACAUUACUCCAUGGGGGAGCACAAUAUAGAAGUACAGGACGUGGUUUUGUCGUUUUCCAUGAAAAGUUUGCUGACAACUAUCGGCUCUAUUCUCGCAGCCAUUUUGUCAAGGGAUUUGAGCUUUUGAUUCUCCUCCUUGUGUACCACAUUUUAGGCCAUUCAUUUAAAAGUACAGUUGCAUAUAUCUUGAUCACCGUAUCAAUAUGGUUCAUGGUGGGGACAUGGCUUUUUGCCCCUUUCCUCUUCAAUCCAUCCGGCUUUGAGUGGCAAAAGAUUGUCGAUGACUGGACAGAUUGGAAUAAAUGGAUCAAUAAUCUCGGAGGGAUUGGUGUCUCUCCUCAAAAAAGUUGGGAAUCCUGGUGGGAAACAGAGCAAGAUCAUCUCCGUUAUUCUGGGAAGCUUGGUAUCAUAGUGGAGAUAUUGUUGGCAUUGCGUUUCUUCAUCUUUCAAUAUGGGCUUGUGUAUCACCUCUCAUUUACGAAGCAAACCCAAAGUUUUCUGGUAUAUGGCGCUUCAUGGGUGGUCAUCGCUGGAGUGUUGUUGGUGCUGAAGGUUAUUUCUGUUGGAAGGAGACGAUUUAGUGCAGACUACCAACUUUUGUUUCGACUUAUUCAGGGUGUCAUAUUCAUCACAUUCCUUACUAUUCUCAUUGUCCUGAUUGUCCUUUCUCAUAUGACUCUACAAGACAUCAUCUUGUGCAUUCUUGCUUUCAUGCCAACUGGAUGGGGAUUGCUAUUGAUUGCGCAAGCAUUGAAGCCCCUGGUCAAACGAACUGGAUUUUGGGGAUCGGUACGAACGCUUGCCCGUGGUUAUGAAAUAAUAAUGGGUUUGCUACUAUUCACCCCUGUUGGAUUCUUGGCGUGGUUUCCAUUUGUUUCCGAAUUCCAAACUCGUAUGCUGUUCAACCAAGCAUUUAGCAGAGGUCUGCAGAUCUCCCGUAUUCUUGGUGGACCAAGGAAGGACAAGGAUCGCUCUUCAAAAAGCAAGGAGUAACACUUCCACAGAUCAGCCUCUCACCAAUUAUAGUAAGAUUGUAUAUAUAUGUUCACCCUGACAAUAACUUAUGACAUUUGCCGAGGAAAAUGAUUUUUGGUGUGUAUAGAUAGCUCAAAUAUGUGUGUGUGUGUGUGUGUGUGUGUAUUACUGCUGUUGUAAAAAGGUGACUAGUACGUUUGCUGAGCAUGGCUGGCCCUUACUUCUAUAUCUGGUUUUUGUUCAAAACAAAAUAAAUUUAUGAAUAAUAUUUCCACUGCAAAAUGAAA
This is a messenger RNA of Tripterygium wilfordii, 6575 nucleotides long. Its product is annotated as callose synthase 2-like. The coding region runs from base 463 to 6306 and encodes 1947 amino acids. Lineage: Eukaryota; Viridiplantae; Streptophyta; Magnoliopsida; Celastrales; Celastraceae. Gene Ontology annotation, molecular function: 1,3-beta-D-glucan synthase activity. Gene Ontology annotation, cellular component: plasma membrane; 1,3-beta-D-glucan synthase complex. The transcript is spliced from 43 exons. The record is from RefSeq and is a predicted model, not a curated record. Gene Ontology annotation, biological process: (1->3)-beta-D-glucan biosynthetic process.